Messenger RNA from Plasmodium yoelii, 162 nucleotides. Its product is annotated as conserved Plasmodium protein, unknown function. The transcript has a single exon. Bases 1 to 162 code for a protein of 53 amino acids. The record is from RefSeq and is a predicted model, not a curated record. Lineage: Eukaryota; Apicomplexa; Aconoidasida; Haemosporida; Plasmodiidae.
AUGAUUGAUGAAUUAGAAGCUCUAAUUAAAGAAUCAUCCGUGGAAGGGAAAGAUAAUUGUCUAAAUGUGCGUCUGUAUUUAAUACAAAUUCUAUUUAUAUUUAUUGUUUGUUUUGUGAUUUUUCUUUUUUUCUUUAUAUUAUUUUUUCUCGGUGUUUUCUAA